Hypoxylon fragiforme is the source of this 1566-nucleotide messenger RNA. RefSeq names its product kama family protein. The coding region runs from base 1 to 1566 and encodes 521 amino acids. The transcript has 5 exons. The record is from RefSeq and is a predicted model, not a curated record. NCBI's taxonomy places the organism in Eukaryota, Fungi, Ascomycota, Sordariomycetes, Xylariales, Hypoxylaceae. Gene Ontology annotation, molecular function: iron-sulfur cluster binding; catalytic activity.
AUGCUUUCUGCCGCCCGUCUCCGGGGCCGCGUGACUCCUAUUAGGAUUUCGGGCCCACACAGAUAUUCCUUAUACUUCACACGACAACUAGCCACUCACGACCAAAACCUAGCUAUACCCGAGACCGUCCCGGUACCCUACUCACGAUCACCACCACCACCCUUCCUCCCUGUGCCUCAGACAUACGCAAGACCUUUGGAACGUGACCUGUUCUGGCGGAAGAUUCCCCAGUGGAGCAAUCUGGCUGCGAGAGAUUUCAUGUCCUGGGACUGGAAUCGAAAGAAUGUUGUGGAGAAAGAGAAAAACCUGCACGAAUUCCUCGACAACGUCCUCCCGGACGUGGUUCCCCGCGCAAAGCACCUGGGAGGUGUCCAAUGUCGGGAUGAGUUCGUGACUGAUGUCCAUGGCGGGAUGAAAAAGGCUUCAAUGAGUGUUCGGGUCAUGCCCUACGUACUGAGUAGGAUCAACUGGCAAGACCCGGCCAACGAUCCGCUGUUCAAACAAUACAUCCCGUUAAAGUCCUUGAUGAUCGACGACCACCCCAUGCUACACCACGACUCAUUAGCAGAGCGGCGUGACUCGCCCGUGAGCAAGCUUGUACACCGUUACCCUGAUAAAGCCCUCUUUCUCGUGACCUCCGUGUGCCCAACGCUUUGCGUGUUCUGCACCAGGGCGUACGGAGUCGGGGCUCACACCGACGCCGUGGUGAAGGACUUCACCAACGCCAACCGCGCGGAGAUGGAGACGGCGCUUGCCUAUAUCCAGAACCACGAGGAAAUCCACGACGUGGCCAUUUCCGGCGGUGAUACUUUUUAUCUUGCCCCGCACAUUCUCGAGGAGCUCGGCGACCGCCUCCUUGCGAUGGACAAUAUCGACCGGGUGCGGUUCGCGUCCAAGGGGCUCGCCGUGGCGCCGCAGAGGUUCAUCGAAGAGAGAGAUGCGUGGACGGAGGCGCUGGCGAGGCUAUCAAAUAAGGCUAGGAGGAUCGGCAAGCAGGUGGCGCUGCACACGCACUUCAACCACCCCAACGAGAUCUCUUGGUUGACGGAGCAGGCUAGCCUCAAGCUGAUCCAGCAGGGCAUCACGGUUCGCAACCAGACGGUCUUGCUCCGGGGCAUCAAUGAUGACAUCGAUACUAUGUCCGACCUUAUUAGGAAACUGUGCAAGAUGGCGAUUCAGCCGUAUUACAUCUACCAAUGCGACAUGGUCCCCACCAUCGAGCACCUGCGCACGCCCCUGAGCACCAUCCUCGACCUGGAGGCCCAGCUCCAGGGCAUCACCGCCGGCUUCCUCAUACCGAAGUGCAUCGUCGAUCUGCCCGGCGGCGGCGGCAAGCGGCCGGGGUCUCUCCACGAGUCCUACGACCGGGAGACGGGCAUAUCCACCUUCACGCAGCCAGCGCUCAAGGGCAACGGCAGGGAGAACAAGGUGUACAAGUACUACGAUCCGGUGGAUACGCUCGAUCCCAAGAUCCGCGAUAGCCUUGUAAGCUCCCUUAGGGAGGAGGUGCGGAGAUCUCAGGCUCUGAAGGAAGAACGGGAGCGAGAAUCGAAACAAGUUAUCUAA